UAAGUAAACAUUUCACUUCACCUUAAUUUUAUUAGCCCUUAAGUGAAGCAUAGCGACACGUUGGCCAAUGAAAAGAUACGUUUCGAAAGGGAUAUCAUUUUGACUUUAUAGUUGCGUCUGUCAUUACGUCGCUGUAUAUCUGACAGCCACUUCCGCUCUCGGCGAGCUAGCGAGCGCAGACCUCUCGGCGUCUCCUCCGUGUCAUGUAUGUGUGGCCGUUUAUGCCUCCUCCCGUCCUUCACUAGUUUGUUCUGCUUCCUCCCUCUGCUCCCCGUCACUAGCACCAGCGGCAGGAUGGCAGCAGCGGCCCCCAACCCGGAGGACUCCAGCAGGGGCGCCUGUAGCGGCUUCACCGGCGGCGCACCCAGCGCGCUGUCCGGAGACGGGGACGCGGAAGAGGCCGAGGACUUCAGCUCCUCGUCGCAUUGCUCGGAGUUGUCUCGGCGGCAGAACGAGCAGAGGAAGCAGGGCUUGUUCUGCGACGUGACUCUGGCGUUUAGUAGCGGGGCGGCAGCAGUGAGCGUCCAGACCUGCGAGUUCUCCGCCCACAGGUCGGUCCUUGCCGCGGCCACCGACUACUUCACGCCCCUGCUGGGUGGACAGUUCUCGGAGUCCCUGUCGGGACGAGUGGAGAUGAAGCAGUGGAGCUCGGAGCAGGGCCCGGAUCCGGACACGGUGGAGGGCGUCAUUCAGUACAUGUACACGGGAGAGAUCCGAGUCAGCACCUGCAAUGUGCAUGAAGUACUGGAGCUGGCUGACAGGUUCCUUCUUCUGCAGCUAAAAGAUUUCUGCGGUGAGUUUCUGAAGAAGAAGCUGAGCUUGACCAACUGUGUAGCCGUGCACAGUCUGGCCCACAUGUACACGCUGGACCAGCUUGCUCUGCGGGCGGCCGACAUGAUCCGCCGCAACUUCUACAAGGUGAUCCAGGACGAGGAGUUCUACACGUUGCCCUUCCACCUGGUCCGUGACUGGCUGUCUGACGCGGAGAUCACCGUGGAUUCUGAAGAGGUGUUGUUUGAAGCUGUGGUGAAGUGGGUGCAGAAGAACCCCGACGAGAGAAGCCAGUACUUUGAGGAGCUUUUCAGGCUCCUCAGGUUGCCUCAAAUCAAACCCACGUAUCUGACUAGGGUGGUGAAGAAUGAAGACCUGGUGGCGGCUAAUGAAGCAUGCCGCAGACUGGUUUUAGAGGCAGUGGAGGGCCACGCUAUACGCUUUGAGAACCUCAAGUCGGCGGACAUGGAGUUCUGGUCCUCCAACAUGGCCUCCUUUCAGCCUCGCUUUGGCCAAAAUAUGGACGUUAUCAUGGUUGUUGGCGGCGUGUCCGAGGGAGGAGACUACCUGAGUGAGUGUGUGGGUUACUUCAUCUAUGAGGACCGCUGGGUCAAUCUUCCUCACAUCCACAACCACCUGGAUGGGCAUGCUAUUGCCACCACAGAGUCCCAUGUCUAUGUAGCAGGUUCCAUGGAACCGGGCUUUGCUAAGACGGUGGAACGCUACAACCCUAACCGCAACACUUGGGAGCAAGUGAGCAACCUGACCACUCGCAAGCAUUCCUUCGGCCUCACCUGCAUCAAGGAUAUCUUGUACAGCAUCGGUGGCCACGGAAACUUCAGCCCAGGUUUCAAAGAUGUCAGCAUCUACGAGCCAGAGCAAGACAAGUGGCACAACCUGGAGUCUGCGCCCAAAAUCCUCCGCGACGUGAAGGCAGUCAGCGUGGAGGACCGCUUCGUGUACGUCACAGCACGCACCCCCGUAGACACGGAUAACGAAGACGGACUGAAGACGGUGACGACGCGCUACGACACGGAGAGUCGGCAGUGGCAAGACGUGGACUCUUUGCCUCUCAUCGACAACUACUGCAUCUUCCAGAUGGCAGUGGCGUCCACAAACUUCUACCACACUGCCUCCUGCUGCCCAAAGAGCUACAAUGUGCGCGAGGAGGCCGUCAGACAGAAGAUCAGCACGCGCAUCUCUGAUGAGAUCCUGGAAAGUCUGCCGCCGGAGGUCACGAGCAUCGAGGGCGCCGCCAUCUGCCACUUUGAUGAUGACGUCUUCAUUAUCGGAGGCUGGAAAAACAGCGAUGACGUCGACAAGCAGUAUCGCAAGGAGGCGUACCGAUACUGCGCCGAGAGGAAGCGCUGGAUGCUGCUGCCGCCCAUGCCGCAGCCGCGCUGCAGAGCCACGGCGUGCCACGUUCGCAUCCCCUACCGAUUCCUCUACGGAUGCCAGCGCUACCCCAUGCCCCAAAACCUGGCCCGCCAGCGGGAUCGAAUGCAGCAGAUGCAGCAGCUCCACCGACGCACGCUCACCCUGCGCCGGCAGCUUCAGUCUCAGAUCGAGUGCUGAGUCAGCACGUGCAUCAUCCAUCCAAAGCUCUGCCACAGUCGACAACCUCAACAUAGCCACCUUGUUGAUACCGAUAUCUCAUCGUUGUUCAUGGAAGCUGCCGGUUGGUUUUCAACAUGAAUUGCAAGGGUGACAAGCUUGGGGUCUUGUUUGAAUGUAAACAUGUGAAUAAGAGGGAUGUAUGAGGGCCAAGGGUUGAAAACACAUUCCAGAUUGAAGUGUUUGUACAUAGAUAGCAUUAAUCUGUACAUUUGUACAAGUAUAUCGCAUUCCUGUUUUCAUUCUUUGUUACUGUGAAUGCUACGUGUAAUUUAGAUCUGCAUUUCGACAUUCAUUCCCACUCGCUUGUUGACUCUGCAUUCCAUUGUGACACUGUGACAAUCUCUUAAAACGGAUGCGGUAACAGUUAGUGGAGCUCUUCAUUUUGCUUGUCGUUCUGCAGCACAGAAUGAAGCUGUCGGUCUUUAACAGGAGGAUAGCUUGGCUUCACAUCGACAUUUCAGCUGGAACAAGUCCUCCAUCGCACAACUCGGAGGUCAAAAAUAGAAGUGUAAUUCUACUUGUGUGCAUUUUGAAACCUUUCUUCCAGCAGGUGGGACGCUCUAUUGGGCCAGUGUGUACUAUUACCAGCAGGCUAUCAUUCCUUUUAUUUGCACUUUGGCAGACAAUGGUGUAUAGCAAUGUAAUGUAUGUAAGAAAAGAAGUCUGUGUGUAGCGUGUGUGUAUGUUUGCUUACAGUUCUGUUGUUGAUUCAGACCAGCACUUUCUUUGUCUUACAAAGGUUUACCGACUUCAGUUGCCGCUGCACUUUGACCUCGCUUAUCUUACUCCUAUAACUGUGAUUGUAUUUUUUUAAGCUGUUGCUCCCCACUCAAUACAUCUGGCGUUUAAAGAUAUGUCACCAUGUAAAUUUAUGUGUCAUAAUACACAACCUUCCAAAGAAAGUAUCAGUUAGGAGGAAAGGAACGAAGGUGUACUGGCGGUUGGAAUAAAUAUCCUGCUCUUAAAUAAUGCCUGUGUAUUCAACAGUAUCAAGGAGGAGCGGUGUCUUGUCGUGAUUCGCAUGUUCAUCAUUGUGUUCUGACAGUGGCUGUUACAUGCUGAUGACAUAACAUGCAAUUAAAGCUGUUUUGUAAGGUG
This is a messenger RNA of Synchiropus splendidus (mandarinfish), 3486 nucleotides long. It is a transcript of the gene klhl11, whose product is annotated as kelch-like family member 11. Bases 208 to 2346 code for a protein of 712 amino acids. The record is from RefSeq and is a predicted model, not a curated record. Gene Ontology annotation, molecular function: protein binding. The transcript has 2 exons. Lineage: Eukaryota; Metazoa; Chordata; Actinopteri; Syngnathiformes; Callionymidae.